Messenger RNA from Striga asiatica, 870 nucleotides. NCBI's taxonomy places the organism in Eukaryota, Viridiplantae, Streptophyta, Magnoliopsida, Lamiales, Orobanchaceae. The record is from the annotation of a GenBank genome assembly.
ACCACACUACUAAGCUACUCAAUUAGUUUAGUUCCAUAGUUUUAUUUAAUAAAAAAAUUAUUUUCCGUUUUUUCUUUUUUUUCACAAAGUAGCUAAACAAAAAACAUGGGUCUCUUCAAACACACCAACGAAUUGAAGCUCCGUGUAUCGGCCAAGAGGAUGUACGAGGCCAUGGUUACCGAAACCCAUACCAUCCCCCUGCCGCCAGCCAUCAAGAGCAGCGAGCUCCUCCAUGGAGACGGCGGUGCCGGAAGCAUUAGGAAGACAAAUCUUGCUGAUGGUAGUCACCUCAAGGAAAGGAUCGAAGCCCUCGACAACGACAAAUACGCGAGCAAGCACACAGUGACAGAAGGAGCUAUGCUUGGGGAGAAGCUGGAGUCCAUUCACUAUGAGCAGAAGUUUGAGGACACAAAGGAGGGGUGUGUUGUCAAGAUAGUGAACGAGUACCACACUAAGGGUGAUGCCCACCUUAGUGAUGAGGAGAUCAAGGCAGUGACUGAGCAAGCGCUUGCUUUCUACAAGCUUACUGAAGAAUUUCUCCUUGCCCAUCCUCAGCUAUGUGCCUAAAUAAAGCUUCAAGUGUUAUCCAUCUUAUUAUAGUACUUGAGUAAAUAUCCUAUGCAAGCCAACUAAUUUACUGCUUGUUUCUGUGAAAUAAGGCUUGUAAUAAUAAGCAUUUCAGUGUUGUUUAUGUAUCUCAUAUGGUUCCCAUAUUCAAAAUUUAUGCAUCCUUUUCCAGAACCAAAUUUCAUUAAGUAAUCCAAAUGUAAUGACACCGAAAAACGAGAUGAAACUUAAUGCCCAACUGUAAUUCUAGAUAGCUCUGCAUGUGGUGACUUGUGGCCAACUGAAAGUCGGUAACAAACGAGG